Boleophthalmus pectinirostris (great blue-spotted mudskipper) is the source of this 576-nucleotide messenger RNA. RefSeq names its product polycomb complex protein BMI-1-A-like. Gene Ontology annotation, biological process: negative regulation of transcription by RNA polymerase II. The record is from RefSeq and is a predicted model, not a curated record. NCBI's taxonomy places the organism in Eukaryota, Metazoa, Chordata, Actinopteri, Gobiiformes, Gobiidae. Gene Ontology annotation, cellular component: PRC1 complex. The coding region runs from base 1 to 576 and encodes 191 amino acids. Gene Ontology annotation, molecular function: promoter-specific chromatin binding. The transcript has 4 exons.
AUGGGAAUGGGACCAGAAGGAAAGCAGGUUAAAGAACAGCUAGCAAAUAAAAGGUACCUGCAGUGUCCAGCAGCAAUGACAGUGAUGCAUCUUAGAAAGUUUCUCCGCAGUAAAAUGGACAUCCCAAACUCCUAUCAGGUGGAUGUUAUGUAUGAAGAUGAGCCUCUGAAAGAUUACUACACAUUAAUGGACAUAGCCUAUAUAUACACAUGGAGAAGGAAUGGUCCGCUUCCCCUCAAGUAUCGGGUCAGACCCAGCUGUAAGAAGAUGAAGGUGAGUCACUCGGAGCAGGACGGGCAGAACAGCACCGGCAGAUCGGGGCCAGAGAGUGACUCUGCCAGCGACAAAGCGCGUAGUCCCACCGGGGCUCCGUCCACGUCCUCUUCUCUGCCGAGUCCCGCUACAGCGACGCAGUCUCCGCGUCCCCUGCAGACCACGCACGGCAAUAACAACGUGAACGGGACGUCAAUAACUGCACCACCCGCCCCCAGCCGCUCUUUUACACAGUUUCCCAGCGGGAACAGCGGCGCCAACAAACCGAGGAAGGUUGCACUGAACGGAUCGUCUUCUGGAUGA